AGUAUCUAACAACUUCCCAGAUCCUACUUCAAUCGGGCUUUUCUAAUCACGAUAGCUUUCCAUUUUUCUUUUUCCCAAAUUUGGAAAGAAUUUUAAUUUAAAGUAAUAAGUUUUAAGGACAGGAAUGCUUUACAGAAAAAGGACCCCAACAUGCAGCCAUUGGGGAUGGCAUAUUCCUGCUUGUUUCACCUACUUUCUCUCUUCUUGAGACGACCCAACAACAUAAAAGAGAAAACAAGAAUGGCGGGAAAGAAUUUGCGGAGGUAUGGCAUCGGAGAACUUCUCGUGGGGAAUAAACGGCAGGAAAGAACGUGCGCGCGGGUACGAUACCGAAUAAUUUCCCGGGAUAGGAAUGAUCAUUGAUCCCCCCCAGUAAGAGCCUCGGCGGGUGCCAAAUAAAAGAACGGAGGAAGAAAACUAAAUUUAAAGCGCCAAACGGCGUGGAUCCGUCGCGGUGGUCUCUGAAUAACAAUGUAUAUAAAGAGACGAGAAGAGCUGACAGCUUCGUAUAUAUAGUCAUAAUCAGAUAAUAUAUCUCUCCCUACUCUCUCUCUCUCUCUCUCUCUCUCUCUCUCUCCCGCCUGAAAAUCCACCAAAACCCUAGAAAGCCGUGAGCUAGCAGUCGCUCAUGGCAAAGACCCGAAGCGAGGAAGAAGAGCUCUCAUUGCCUGCUAAGCGAAAACCGGAUCUCACCUGCUCCAACCCCGACGAGGCUCCCCCGGCCAAGACUCCCAAGUCGGUCGACGCGAUCAACGGCGUCUCUCACGCCGACAGCGGAGCCGAAACCGUCCAGGCCGAAGAGAAUGCCGCCGGCAGGGCCGAGGUCCCCGAUGCUUCUGGUAGAUCCGGAGCUGAUCUUGACGGGGGAGAAAAGGAAGCGGUGCAGGACUGCGAGAUUGAUGAAGACGAUGAGGAGGAUGACGAGGAUUACGACGAUGAAGAGGAUGGCGAGGAGGAUGGACAGCAAAGAAUGGUGGAUGUGAAGGGGAAAGGCAUCCUUAAGGAUGACAAGGGGAAGGGGAAACUGAUCGUGGACGAAGACGACGACGGCGGCAGUGAUAGUGACGACAGUGAUGACGAUGAUCCUAGCGAUAGUGACAGUGAUGUGCAGUCUGGGAGCGACAGUGAUUGGGCGGAGGAUCCUCUAGCGGAGGUUGAUUUGGACAACAUCUUGCCUUCGAGGACUCGCCGGAAAAGAGCUCAGUCCGGAGUCGUCAUCGCCGGCGAUCGAGGGAAAACUGACAGGGGCAACGACGGCAGCAAAGCUUGAUUCCAGUGAGGUUAGUGCAGAGCUCGGUUCGUGUUAGGCAUUUGUUUUGGAGUUUUAGUUCGCUCAACUGAUGAAGUGGAGGGAUGUGUAGAUCGAAUUAGCUGAGAUCUUGAUGAAUUCUUGGGCGAUUAUCCGCAUUCAGUAGCGAGCUCUGCUCUGUCGAUGGUUAACGUUGUGGCAUGACAUUGAUAUUCCCCCUGUAUCAACUGUACUAUCAGAAAUACUCUAGCUGAAAUUUGAUCUGCAAAGGUUUUCCCUUUUAUCUUUAUCUUGGAUGUUCAAAAGGAAAGAACAACUCUGCGGUUGAAACGUGUGGCAAGAAUUGUUUCAUGCUAGUGCAUUAUUGAUUUCGGAGUAGAAAAAACAACUCUAAAGAAUACUGCGUAUUGUUUGGAAAUGGGAUAGUUCUUUU
Messenger RNA from Punica granatum (pomegranate), 1682 nucleotides. NCBI's taxonomy places the organism in Eukaryota, Viridiplantae, Streptophyta, Magnoliopsida, Myrtales, Lythraceae. The record is from RefSeq and is a predicted model, not a curated record.